Messenger RNA from Schistocerca cancellata (South American locust), 3429 nucleotides. RefSeq names its product protein numb (gene numb). Lineage: Eukaryota; Metazoa; Arthropoda; Insecta; Orthoptera; Acrididae. The coding region runs from base 181 to 1983 and encodes 600 amino acids. The transcript has 12 exons. The record is from RefSeq and is a predicted model, not a curated record.
CCGUCGCGUGGCUCGCCGUCAGGGCUGCCGCGUUCAGUGUGCGUGUGUUUUCGGGUGAAAUAGCCGUUGCCGGUACGGCUCGCACUGCGAAUUUGGUCGGUGAUUAAGUGACAAUCCGUGUGGCUCCAGUCUGUGUUUGUGUGUUUAUAAGUAUGAAGCACGCGUGACGUCGGCCGUCAAAUGGGGCAGGGUGCCUCGUCGCAUCAGCCGCUGGAGAGGGGCCGUGGGACGGCCAACGCUGCCAAUGGCGUCCCCACAAGGAGCAAGUCCUUCCGCCGCAGCAAGCGGCAGGCGGGGUCGGCGCCGCGCGGCAUGGACCGGCUGCGGAGGUCGCUACGGGACUCUCUGCGCCGGCGCAAGGAGCACGUGCCCGAGAGCUCCAAGCCGCACCAAUGGCAGGCCGACGAGGCGGGCGUGCGCGCCGGCACCUGCAGCUUUCACGUCAAGUAUUUGGGAUGUGUGGAAGUCUUCGAAUCAAGAGGAAUGCAAGUCUGCGAAGAGGCACUGAAAUUAUUACGGAAUUCUAGACGGAGACCAGUGCGAGCCAUCUUGUAUGUUUCCGGUGACGGGCUUCGUGUCGUAGAAGAUGACACAAAGGGACUCAUUGUGGAUCAGACAAUUGAGAAAGUUUCCUUUUGCGCCCCUGAUCGCAAUCAUGAGAAAGGAUUUAGUUACAUUUGCCGUGAUGGGACAACUCGUCGCUGGAUGUGCCAUGGCUUCUUGGCCCUUAAAGAAUCGGGAGAACGGCUCAGCCAUGCUGUUGGCUGUGCUUUUGCAGCUUGUUUGGAACGGAAACAGAAGAGAGAUAAAGAAUGUGGGGUAACCAUGACCUUUGAUCCUAAGAACUCCACUUUCACCCGUUCUGGAAGCUUUCGGCAAGCGUCAUUAACAGAACGUCUCCAGGACCCUCAGGAACUAAAGCCCUCUGAACCACCUCCAGUGCGUCCAGCAUUUAACCCAUAUGCUAUUGAAAGACCCCAUGCUACCCCUUCGAUGCUGCAGCGGCAAGGAUCAUUCCGUGGUUUUGGGCAGUUGGCUCAGUCAUCACCUUUCAAGCGGCAAAUGUCAUUGCGUUAUGGUGACCUCCCGUCAACGCUUGAAAGGCAGCGUUCCCUCAGUUUGGAAGGGUGUGAUCUCCGCAGACCUCCCCCUGCUGCAGUGAGCCCUAUACCAGAAGUAUCCCCUCUGGCUGACAAGUCGGGUAUCAGCGUCGGAGAUUCUGUGAGCGCCAUGUGUCAACAAUUGUCGCAAGGCCUGUCACUGCUGUCUUCGAGUGAGGACUUCCUCCCCGCUCGCACUUCACAGCAAUCUACGACGACUACGACCAGCUCUACCACAGCAGCCCGCCCACUGCCAGCACCUGCCCCUGUGGCAUCCACAGCAGCAGCAUUCGCCACAAAUGCUGUUGCAGCUGUCCAUUCUUCUAACAGCAUAUUCUCUGCGACCUUCAACAGUGUCGGUGUAAGCGGUGGGGUGACAAUGCAAGCCAACAGCAGCACAGCAAUGAGCACGGUGUCAUCUGUUGCACCGGCCGUCUUGCCAGCCGUAGCGGCUGUGGCGCUGCCGGCGGCAGCUGUACUCCCUCCCGCAACAGCAGCCACUCACACUGCACCAGUUUCUGUUUCUGCGGCAUCUGCGGUGCCGGUCCCAGCUGUGACUGCCUCGCCGGCUGCAGCACCUGCUGUUCCCCCUCGCACGGGCACUCCAUCACCGGCCAGGCAGCCGGUGGCACUGCCUGUGAAAGCUCCGGUCAGUGGUCUCCCACAACCAGAUCAGUGGCUCGGUGCCGUAGUGGAAGCAGUGGCCCCAUCGACACCUCCGCGGCGCGCUCCACCCCUCCAGCACCUGCGCGCCCACUCUCUGGGUUCGGCUGAUGUCUUCUCUUCUGGCACACGUCGAGAUCCAUUUGAUGCCGAAUGGGCAGCUCCACCAUCUGCGACACGGGAGCAUCGAGCCACAAAUCCGUUUGCUGUGCAGCUAUAAUUGUGGACAUAUUUUGCAGACUUCCCUGGUUGCUGCUUUGUGUGAUAACUAUUUUGGAUGUUGCUACAUUACCUUCCCCAGUCAAGUGACAGUCUGAGUUCAAAAUUCAGUAUAUAGUUUUACAGGCAUUGUACUAGAGGACAUUUUAUUAAUAUGACUCCCCCUCCACCAUUUUCUGACCCUCCCCUCUUUUUUUCCCUGAAUGACAGAUAACAAGAAUACUAUUAUCUCCUUGGAAAAGCCUUAGAUUUUAUUUUAUUUAAUUCUUUCGUUAUACUGUGUCAGGCAAGUGAAGAAAAAAAAUGUGAAGAAUUUUUUGUGUACUUUGUUGCUUUUUGUCUAACGUCAUCUUAUUUAUGCCCCACAAUUUCAUGUUAUUGAUGUUAUAGUAUUCACUUUUGUGUUGUCAUGCCCAAGUACGCCUCACCCAGAAAUCUCAGUUGAUGGAAUGCAGUUCACGAUAUAUCUGUUUGUAUUAGAGGUAAAAUAGUUUUUAUAGCUGACGCGGUGUACCAUUAUCGUAACAUAAAAGCACACUACUUUUUUUCCUGUCUGUAAAUCAGAAUAACUUGGUUGAAGGUUCUCAAGUAUGACUGUUAUCAGAAAUUCUGUAAGAUUACAAACAUUGUGAUGUAGUAUUUAUUCCUUAAAAAGGCUGUGUUUUUUGCUUUGCAGUAGAAUUGAGGGCCUGCUCUUAGUUUUAUGGGAGAUGUUCACUUGUCCGUGUUGUAAUCAUGCUUAGUAUCCAGUUGACAGACUGAGGAAAGGUGUGGGGUUUCAUACGGAGUGACUUCACAACUAGUUUAUUUUCUUUUUUUAAUUUUUCCAUAGUUUGUGCAUGGUAGUGUGUGAAGGCCAAUGGGAGGGACAAAGUGCUCUUCAGAAAAAUUUCAAUAUGGUGGUCUCACAGUCACCCGCUAUGAAAUAGUGACUGAAAUAUAUUUCUUCCAUUAAUGCCACUUAAUUCCAUGAUGUAUCAAGUGUAAAAGUUUGGGUAAUUAUUGACAUUAUGAAUUUGCCCCUUUUUUCAGUUGCUUGCUGUAUGUUAAUGAAAGAAUGUUAUCUGUGAGACUGGUAAUAAGGAUUUGAAACAGGGAGGACACAGUACUGUUAUUUGAAGUACUAUUCAUGUUUCUGAAAAGUUAUUGACAUGAUAUGUCAAAUUGUUGCCAGUUUUUGCCUCCUGACCACUGCUGGUGCUGCUAUUUUUUUUCUGACUGAAUUGUAUGAAAGGUCUUAACUGGUGCUUAUGGUACUGAUUCUUCUGUUUAGAAGCCUGUUUUUCAUAUUGUAUUGGUUGUGAGCCAUGAAGCAACUCUGUUUUUUUUAUAUUGAUUCAAAGUCUCUAAACAUGUACUUAAAUGUUGUGAAAGAAUAUCUGGGAACAUUUGUGUCGUGUGUGUGUGUGUGUGUGUGUGUGUGUGUGUGUGUGUGUGUGAAAGAGAG